AUGAAACAAUUCCAGUCCUUUGGUUCUACAGAGAACGCUAUGUUGCCAAAUAAGCAUCGGAGACAAGCAGCUACAGAUAUGUAUGCCGAACCCGAGAACUUCCUCGAGAUCGAAGUCAUUAAUCCCAAAACUCACAGACUAUCUACAUCAGGGGGUUCUGAGAUGUUCACCGAUUACGAGAUUGUAUGUCGUACUAAUUUACCAUCCUUCGGUACUACUUCUGUCAUUAGAACCCGUAGACGGUAUUCGGACUUUGAGUUCUUCAAGAAGUGUCUUGUUAAGGAGAUUGCACUCGCGAGUCACCCGCCAGUAACUGUGCCUAGUCUUCCAGGGAAGAUUAUCCUGAGCAAUCGAUUCAGUGACGAGGUCAUCGAGGAGAGAAGAAAAGGUCUCAGCAAGUGGCUACAGUCUGUAGCAGGUCAUCCCUUGUUACAAUCGGGAUCUCAUGUUCUAGUCAGGUUUAUAGAAGAACCAAAAUUUAUGGGCUAA
Molecule: messenger RNA, 489 nt
Organism: Maudiozyma saulgeensis
Lineage: Eukaryota; Fungi; Ascomycota; Saccharomycetes; Saccharomycetales; Saccharomycetaceae
Source: the annotation of a GenBank genome assembly